UUUUUUCGGAAAAGGGGAAAAAAAUAAACGAAGGGAGCUGUGUGUGUGAGGCGCCGUCUCUUCCUUCCCCCUCCACUUUAUUUCUCUCUGUUGGGGGGUUUUUAACAGUCAUAUCCAUCGCCGGAGACUCAACGAUUCUUCUCGUCAGCGAUUUUUCGAUUGUCGAGGAGCAGAGACCAGCACGCUCACACUUAAAAAAAAGUCAAGCUGGAGUCUGAUAAAGUGAAACUAUGGAGCCCUAAUCCUCUUACCAUUUCUUUUUAAGUUUUCUAUGAGGUUAUGUUUGGAUGAUAGAGACAUUUUUGACUUUCUCUUACAAUGAGUACACGAAGAUCUGGCAUUUCCAAGCAUCAACGAGCUGAUAAAUUUUGUGGUGAAGGCCCUAAUUGGAUACUAAUUGCUGGGGGUGCCUUGUUGAGCACAUUGUCUAUUCGAUUUGGGUACAAGCUUAAGCAGUCACUUGAUUGGAAACCUCAAUCGAAUAGCUCUUCUGGGUUAAAAGCCAAUGGAGGAGCAUCUGAGAGGCAAAAAUCUACAAGCUGUUGCUUGCACUCUAACACGUUUUCCUGUGCACACAGUAAUGAUUGCUUCCGCUCCAUUCCAGGAAGUGAGAAUGUGGAGGGAAAAGAGGUGACAGACGAGCAAAUGGUAUCCGCAUCUGACACUUCACUGCCUCUUGUGACAGUUCCUGCUCCAUCAUUUAGCAAAGAGAAUGGAGUCAUGUGGGCUACUUCUCCUGAUCGCCUGGAACUUCCCCCAAAACCAUACAAUCACCAUUCGACGUGCUCAGAUUCUCCUUGCGUAUCUGAAACCAGCUCAGAUAUCUUCAGCAAACGGGAAGUUAUACAGAAACUGAGGCAACAGCUGAAGAGACGCGAUGACAUGAUACUGGAAAUGCAGGUACAGAUUCUAGAGCUGCAAAACUCGUAUAACGCGCAGACGGCACACUCUAGCCAUCUCCAGGAACAGCUAGACACAAUGAACAGAGACCUAUUUGAAUCAGAAAGAGAAGUUCAGAGACUGAGAAAGGCGAUAGCUGAUCACAGCGUGGGAUGCGGCGCAGGUAGCAAUGGCAAGACAUCUCCCGUUGCACCUUGGAGUGGCCAUGUGAACGGGUUUAUGGACAGCGAAAGCAACUAUGAGUCACAGGAAAAGGGAUCAAGGGAUGGAGAAAGAGUAGAGAUGUUGAAAAAGGAAGUGAGUGAGCUGAAAGAGGUUAUAGAAGGGAAGGAUUAUCUACUUAGAAGCUAUAAGGAGCAGAAGAUGGAGCUUACGCAGAAGAUAAAAGAGUUGCAACAGAGAUUGGACUCACAGGUCCCAAUCAUAUUGUAGUAGGUGGUAAGGUUAGGCAUUGUGCAUACUUGAGUCUUUUUUUUUUAUUUUCUCUAUUAUUUUCCUUUUUUUUCGAGAAAAUGAAUCUAUGUCCUAAGAUAAAAGAUGGUUGGAGAUAGAGAUUUUCAGGUUUCUUUCUGGCUUUAGCUUUCGUUUUUUUUGAAUUGUCUUGAUUCUUGGUUUUUUGGAGGGUCUUUUAUCUCUCGUUUGGUGUAAAGGAAAAUAGUUGUUGAAGAGUUUGCCGCGGGUAAUAGUUUCCUGCUUUUCCCUGGUUCUA
Molecule: messenger RNA, 1609 nt
Organism: Camelina sativa (false flax)
Lineage: Eukaryota; Viridiplantae; Streptophyta; Magnoliopsida; Brassicales; Brassicaceae
Source: RefSeq, a predicted model, not a curated record